AUGGCCUUCCACUUGCUCCGAUUUGCCGUGCUCGCCAGCCUGUUGAGCCCUGCCUGGGCAGGCGAGCCAUACCCGGAGCGCGAACAAGUCUGCGUCGCGGCCUGCGAGCACACCCUCGACAAGCAAACUUUCGUUUCGAUAUCAGACCGCGACGCCGAAGCCGAAGCGCAGCCCUGCAACAGUCAUCUCCACGCAGAGUCGCUGUACGUUUGCGCCCAGCAAUACUGUGAGCAACGGGACCUCCAGCCUGGCUGGGAUUUCCUCAACCACAUCUGCAAGCAUGAGGGAUACCCUGCACUCCCGCCGCUCUCGAGCUUCUCCGGCGUCUCUGCAGCCGCGGCGAAGCCCAUCAACGCGACCUCGAAGGGCAAGAAGCUCAACACCACCGUCCUCGCCGAUGCCAAGUUCUGGGACCUGGUCCUCGAGAGCACUACGGCUCGGGCACAGGCCCGGUGGACCAACCGCAGCCACCAGGAAGCUAUCUACAUCUUCUGGGGCAUCAUCAUGGGCCUCGCCACGGUCUUCAACCUCGGGUCCAGGUUCUCCGUCGACCCCCCUGCCUUUGCGACACGAAUCCUCCGCCCGGUCCGAGCAAACCUCAGCAUACCGCCCUUGUUCACGAGACAAACACAAGCGGUCCCCUCGAGACUCGAAGCCCUCAUCAUCGUCGCUUUCUUCGUGCUCAGCCUCAUACUAUGUGCAGUCACUAUCGAGCCAUUCCCUAAGAGCUGGAUCUAUGUCAGCUUCAAGAAGGACGCUGAAGCACAGAUACUGUCGCUCAUCGCCCGACGAUGCAGUGAUAUGGCGAUAGCAAAUCUCGCUAUCAUAUGGCUGUUCAGCAUGAGGAACAACCCUCUCAUCCUACUCACGGGAUGGAGUUUCGCGACCUUCAACCAGUUCCACCGAUGGAUCGCCCGCAUCACAUUCCUCGAGAUAGUGGUGCACGCGUGUGUGUUCACCAAGUACCAAUUUGUCAAGGGCGGUUUGGCGAGAUACAAAUACAUUUACCAGAACCUUCAGUGGUGGGUCAUGGCUGUGGUGGCUCUUGUCUUCUUCUCUCUGACAGUGGGCCUCGCGGCCGCUCCGUUGCGUGCCAAGUUCUACGACAGCUUCCUGGUGAUGCACGUCCUGCUGGCUGUGGUCUUCUUCUCGACAUUAUGGUUCCAUGUCGAGGAGCAAUACUUUCUGCAGUACCUCUGGCCUAUCGUGGCCAUCUGGCCCCUUGAGCGCCUGUUGAGGCUUGUCAGGCUCCUCAUCACGGGUGCCAAGGGAAUGGUGACAGUCUCAACUGACAGCUCGGCUGGCUUGUUGAGAAUCGACGCCUCGAGCAUUUUUGGCAAGCGACGACCUGCACCUGGCAGUACUUACUACAUCUACUCUCCAACCCGACUCCCGUUCUACCAAUCUCACCCUUUUACAUUGGUUGCCUUUCCCAGUCUCACGGCGGCAAACACAACACCGAGCGUCGAAGGGGAGAAGCGGACAGAAAAUCUGACAGUGCAGCCAGUAGCUACUCAGUCUGAACAGCUGAAUUACCGCUUCCUCAUUGCUCCGCAGAAGGGGUUCACCAAGCGUCUCAAUGACUCCGCGGCAAAGGAUACAAGUAGCAACGAGGAAGAGCUGUCAUGGCAACGUCUCCCAGUACUCUUGGAAGGUCCAUACCAAGAGGCAUCACACACGAUCAACUUCCAUUCCUGCAAAGACAUGCUCCUAGUGGUUGGUGGAAGCGGGAUUUCGGUGGGACUGUCGUCCAUCUACAAGGCUCUGUCCAUCCCUGAGGUAUCGAGGGUUACGUUGGUCUGGUCGGUCAGGAAGCGGGGGAUGAUACAAUCAGUGGCAAACGAGGAGUUACAGGUCGCACUGAGAGACUCGAGGUUUACUCUCAAGGGGCAUGUCACAAAAGAUCCCGUGGACGAAACCAAGGAGCCUCCCCGCGAGCAGCCAUACGCUUUAACCCAUGCAAGACCUGAUGUGGCCGCCGUCAUCCAAGACCAUGCGGCCAAUGGCAGUGGAAGACUUGGAAUCAUUGCUUGUGGUCCCCAAGGCAUGCUUAUUGAGGCAAGAAAGGCUGCUGCAAUAGUUCUGGGGACCAAGACGCGGGACGUGGACGUUUCGGUUGCAAGCUUUGGGAAAUAUUACCAGGGUCAGCGGACAGUUCUCGGAAAAGCAUAUACCGCGCAGCCAGUUGCAGAUGCGAAGCUCCAGUACGCCACCGCCUUGAGGGUUUUCAACACUGACCCGGAGCGAGACGUGGCAGUCGAUGUCGUUGGCAUCUCGGCCGCUCGGAGCACGCAAUCGAUACGUCCCAAGUUCUCCGACGACAGCUUUGUCAACUCGCGGAGCGCUAAGCACAGCCUCGUGACCGCCGUGGAGAAGGCGACGGAUGAGAUGCACAGCUCUCCCGGUGUUCUCCCGAACACGCGGCACCGCUUCUUCUGCGGCUCCAGGGCCUCACGGUGGCCGAUCAAUAGCUGCAUCCGCGUUCCACCGCGAUGGUUCUCCUGGAACGUCCAUGCGCGAGACCACCAGUUUGUCCUUAGUAAUGUCGCUGGCGAGCAACAGGGCCUUCUCCGCAAGUUGAAGUUCAGUCCCUGCCGACAAUAA
This is a messenger RNA of Diaporthe citri, 2604 nucleotides long. RefSeq lists its product as uncharacterized. The transcript has 5 exons. Gene Ontology annotation, cellular component: plasma membrane. Bases 1 to 2604 code for a protein of 867 amino acids. Gene Ontology annotation, molecular function: ferric-chelate reductase activity. Lineage: Eukaryota; Fungi; Ascomycota; Sordariomycetes; Diaporthales; Diaporthaceae. Gene Ontology annotation, biological process: intracellular iron ion homeostasis; copper ion import; iron ion transport. The record is from RefSeq and is a predicted model, not a curated record.